AAAAGAUCUUUCCGUUUGGGACAGAACCAACAUGUGUAUCCGUAAAAUAGUUCCGCAAAUGUUUUCCUGGCACGAGUUUGAGUUGUUUUGAAAAUGUUAUGUAUAUAUUUUAUAUGUAUAUAUAAUAUGUUAAAUAGUUGAAAUGCAUUCGUUGCUAAAAGACAAUAUGGCGUAAAUAUAUGGGUUAAAUAUGAAUAUUUUGCGUGCUGUCUGGAGGCGCUCGGUUUGAUGUGUCCGGGUGAGCAGGCAAGAGGAAUUAAAGUUUACAGCAGUCAGGAGCAAAGUCCUGCAGGACAUCCAGAACAGGCUUCACUUUAUGUCCAUUGGCCGUACUGCUUGAAGCGAUGCUCUUACUGCAACUUUAACAAGUACAUCCCUCGCUCGGUGAAUAACGAGGUUAUGACAGAAUGCCUUCAGCAGGAGAUCCGGACACUGCUGCAGCUCAGCCACGUUUCUCAGAUCAGCUCAGUGUUCUUCGGCGGAGGAACUCCAAGCCUGGCCCAAACCUCCACUGUAGCUGCUGUACUAGAGAGCGUCUCGGCACACGCGCGACUUCACGAACACGCCGAAGUGACGCUUGAAGUGAACCCUGCGCCCUCAGGAAGAACCGCACUCAGAGAUUUCGUGUCUGCCGGAGUCAAUCGGUUUUCUGUUGGGGUGCAGUCUCUGAACGAGUUCAGUCUGAGGGUUCUCGGGAGGGAUCAUGACCCGCAGCAGGCUCUGCAGACUCUUGAAGAAGCUCGGACCCUCUGCCCCGGACGUGUUUCGGUCGAUGUCAUGUUUGGAAUUCCAGGUCAGAGUGUCGCAUCGUGGGAGAGAGAGUUGGAGGAGGUUCUGCGUGUGUGUGAUGAUCAUGUGUCUCUGUACCAGCUGACCCUGGAGAGAGGAACUCACCUGUACAAACAGGUAGAGCAGGGAAACGUCAGCAUGCCCGCUGAUGAUGUGACUGCCUCCAUGUACAAGUCCGCUCGGAAGGUUCUGGAGCAGGCCGGAUUCCUGCAGUACGAGGUGUCCAACUUCGCCAGACAUAAUGCUGUAAGCACACACAACCUGGGCUACUGGAGAGCACAGCCGUAUAUAGGAGUUGGACCAGGAGCUCAUGGUCGGUUCGUUCCUCGAGCUCUGGGCUUGAUCCAUCGGGAGGCUCGCACUCAGACGUUAGAGCCAGACUUCUGGAUGAGAGAAGUGCAGCAACACGGACAUGCAACACGCAGACGCAUACAGCUCAGUCAGCAAGGCCUUCUGGAGGAGGUGUUGGUCAUGGGACUCCGAUUGACUGAAGGGAUUUCCCAUAAGCACUGGGCAGCGUUCAGCCCAGAGGUGAACCUUCACCAGGUUCUCGGUGCCUCAGCAGAUGUUCAGAAACUUCAACAGAGGGGCUUUUUGAUCCUCGAUGACAGAGGACUGCGCUGUUCCUGGGAGGGUUUGGCGUUAUUGGACGGUAUUCUGCCUGUUUUGCUGCUGGAGUUGGACACGUUCUUCAGCACACCCACAUCUGCAGAUGGACACAAAGAGAUAUAAGAGACUCUUGAGCCAGAACUACUUGAAGGCAGCUACCAGAUUUCUUCAGGUUUUUUUUUUUUUUUUUUUAAAGAUUCUGGAGUAACACUUGAACUGUAACUACUGUACUGCACUGAAAGGGUAAAAAAAAGCAUAAAUUAUUUAAAUGUUUUAAUAAUCUCAGCAAUGUACUGAAUUGUAUUUAAUGGAAGCUUUAGAAACGUGUUUCUGACCUUUAUCAAUGUCAAUUUUAUAUUUCUUAGUCUUACAAUCAGACAGGCAAAUAAAACUCUGAAACUGUAUUACAUUUGAAUUCAAUAAAAAUCAAAUAUCUUGAAUUGAACAAUGUUUUGUUCCGCAUAUGUACUAGGGAAGUGAACAAAUAAAUGUUUCAUAAAAAUUUA
Molecule: messenger RNA, 1904 nt
Organism: Silurus meridionalis
Lineage: Eukaryota; Metazoa; Chordata; Actinopteri; Siluriformes; Siluridae
Gene: rsad1
Product: radical S-adenosyl methionine domain containing 1
Exons: 9
Coding region: 229-1521 (430 amino acids)
Biological process (GO): porphyrin-containing compound biosynthetic process
Cellular component (GO): cytoplasm
Molecular function (GO): coproporphyrinogen oxidase activity; 4 iron, 4 sulfur cluster binding
Source: RefSeq, a predicted model, not a curated record